AUGGCUCAGGUGCUCUUCGACCUCCACAAACAAUAUGGUGACAUUGUUCGAAUUGGCCCCAAUGAGCUUCAUUUUGGGCGACCAUCAGCGUUCCACGAAAUAUACAAUGCCGCUCGACGGUGGGACAAGGACGAAGCUCUGUAUGGCACACCUGGGAUUCGAUCUGGCUCCUUCGUCCUUCUCAAGUACCAUCACGCGAAAGAGCGGCGGAAUGUUCUACAACCAAUGUUUUCCAAAAAGGCGAUCUUGAACAUCGAAUAUCUUGUAUGGCGCAAUGCAAAACAUCUUGUCUCGUCUAUGACAAAUAUUAAUGCAGCAGGACAGUCGGUUGAUCUGCUGUACGCCUUCCGCUCCUUUACUCUCGAUACUAUCAUGUGCUUCACCUUUGGCACCUGUAUGGGCGCUCUGAAUUCUCCUGGAUUUGCGGACCCUUUGAUAGUUGCAAUGAACUCUAGCUUACGUGCCCUUCCGAUUUUGAAGAACUUUCCGCUCAUCCGUAAAAUUGCCUACAGUAUACCACACCGAUGGAUGAUGAAGAUGCUUCCAGGCAGCAAAAGUCUCGCCCCAAGAAUUUACCACGUGUGGGCAAUAAUACAAGACCAAUUAGAUCAAAUACUGCAGGACCCACGAAAGCUAGACGAGGCGCCCCACCAAACUAUCUUUCACCAAAUGUUAAACCCAGAAGCCCACCGCAGCAAAUCACUCCCAAACCACGACGAGUUGCAGGAAGAAGGUGUCACGUUGAUAUUCGCGGGUGCAAGCACUGUUGCAGAUGCAAUAUUGAUAGGACACUGGCACUUGCUCAAUCAGCCGAAGCUUCUCCGCAGACUAAAAUCGGAGGUUUUAGCUGUAUGGCCUGACAUAUCGAGUCCUCCUUCUUUAGAAGACUUGGAAACGUUGCCACUCCUUACAGCAACUAUUAAGGAAUCCCUACGGCAUAUCCCGUCCGGCGUAUCACUAACACGUGUUGUUCCUAGCUCGGGUGCUAUGAUAUCCGGUCAAAAGAUUCCUGCGGGCGCGAUAGUCGGCAUGGCCAUACUCCAUGUUCACUUUUCCGAGGAAAAAUUCAAAGAUCCUUUGAGUUUUACCCCAGACCGCUGGCUGGAACAACCUGACUCUGCGAAUCUUGACCAUUGGUUGGUUCCGUUUAGUAGAGGGCCGCGAAUGUGCUUUGGGACAAACCUGGCUUGGUGCGAGUUAUACAUAGCAUUCGCCACGACGAUACGCCAGUUUGAUAUGGCGAUAGAUGGAACUACGCCCCAGGAUAUGGAAUGGAGGGAGUGUAUCGCUGCGUACUAUCCCAGGCGGCAUUUGCAUGCUUGGUGCCAGCCAACUAUCCCAUGA
Ophidiomyces ophidiicola is the source of this 1344-nucleotide messenger RNA. RefSeq lists its product as uncharacterized. The coding region runs from base 1 to 1344 and encodes 447 amino acids. Gene Ontology annotation, molecular function: iron ion binding; monooxygenase activity; oxidoreductase activity, acting on paired donors, with incorporation or reduction of molecular oxygen. NCBI's taxonomy places the organism in Eukaryota, Fungi, Ascomycota, Eurotiomycetes, Onygenales, Onygenaceae. The record is from RefSeq and is a predicted model, not a curated record. The transcript is spliced from 4 exons.